Molecule: messenger RNA, 1308 nt
Organism: Solanum verrucosum
Lineage: Eukaryota; Viridiplantae; Streptophyta; Magnoliopsida; Solanales; Solanaceae
Product: WAT1-related protein At1g68170-like
Exons: 7
Coding region: 32-1171 (379 amino acids)
Cellular component (GO): plasma membrane
Molecular function (GO): transmembrane transporter activity
Source: RefSeq, a predicted model, not a curated record
CAUUCUCUCUUAUUGAAGAUAAAAUUAUAUUAUGGCAAUUAUGAAAACAAUUAUUUUAAUGGUGCUAAGUCAAAUUGCAUCUGGAAGUGUUAAUAUUUUCUACAAAGUUGCUGUUGCUGAUGGAAUGAAAGUACAAAUUAUGGUCUUUUACAGAUUGGUUUUUGCUACUGCUUUCAUGGUUCCUCUUGCUUUCAUUAUGGAAAGAAAAAGAAGACCAAGAUUAACUUGGACAAUACUGUUACAAGGUGUCAUUAAUGGAUUAUUGGGGGCAGCACUUGGAAGCAACUUAUAUGCAGAGAGUUUAAUUUUCACAACAGCAACAUUUUCAUCAGCUAUGUCUAACCUCACUCCUGCAGUUACAUUGAUUAUGGCUGUACUUGUAGGGAUGGAAAGAUUGGACAUGCAUAGAUUAGCAGGACAAGCAAAGUUGUUUGGAACUUUAUUAGGCAUUGGAGGAGCAUUGAUACUGAAUCUUUAUAAAGGAAUGAAGAUCCCAUUACCAUCUAUGAAUAUCCAUUUGCUUCAUACUAGUAAUGCCACAGCAACGACAGCACAACAAGCAACUUACAAUGAUAUUUGGGGCUCAAUACUUGCAUUUUUGAGUUGUGCUUCUUAUGCAUCAUGGUUGAUCUUUCAGGGUAGGAUGAGGCAGAGGUACCCUAUGUACUCAAACACUGCCUUAAUGUGUUUUUGUGGGGCUAUCCAAGCAGGGAUAUAUGCUUUUAUAAGGGAAAGGGAUUCAUCUGCCUGGAAACUUGGCUGGAACAUCAAACUUUUCACUCCUGCUUAUUCUGGCAUUGUUUCUUCAGGAUUAGGAGUGACCGUAGUAGCAUGGUGCACAAAACAAAAAGGGCCUCUCUAUGUCUCAUCGUUCUAUCCAUUAGCACUUAUCUUUGUAGCCAUAGUUGGUACAAUUGUCCUUCCCGAGGAGUUGCACCUUGGAAGCUUAAUAGGAUCAGUAUUCAUUGUUAUUGGCUUAUACGUUAUGUUAUGGGGGACAGCCAAAGAGAAGACAGUAGCUGCAGCUGAAGCCUUGAAACGUAACGACAAUGGAGUCAUUGAGAUCAUCUCAUAUGCUGGUAUAAAUCAGGCUACUGCUGCAGUAGUCCCAGAAUUCAAAACUGAUGAUAUAAUUAGUCCAACAUCGACUGCAGCUCAUCAAGAACCAUAACCAGAAGAAACCAACUCAUAUAUCGAUAAAUGUUCAGCAGUUAAUUAUUAUAGUUCAACUUUUACUGAUUUAAUUCAAAUAGAACUCAAGAAUUUGUAAAUCAGUGAAUAAAGAAGAAGACAAGUUAUGGAAAUUAA